AUGCCUCAAAAUGGAAUUCCUGAAGUAGAGAUCUUUGAUGUAUGGGGAAUUGAUUAUGUUGGACCCUUGCCAUCAUCAAAAGGGUACAAAUACAUAUUGGUGGCAGUGGACUAUGUGUCAAAAUGGGUUGAGGGUGUACCAACUAUCAAUGCUAAUUCCAAGUCAGUUUGCAAUUUAUUCAAGCAAGUGAUCUUUCCAAGAUUUGGUGUGCCACGGAUUGUUAUCAGUGAUGGAGGAAUGCAUUUCAACAACUCCCAACUAGAAUCUCUCUUAGCAAAAUAUGGAGUUCAUAAUCAUAGAAUUACAACUCCAUAUCACCCACAAGCAAAUGGAAGGGUGGAGCUGUCUAAUAGAGAAAUAAAGGCUAUCCUAGAUAAGGUAGUAUCAAAGUCAAGGUUUGACUGGGUACUGAAAUUACCAGACACACUGUGGGCAUAUAGGACAGCUUAUAAAACACCAAUUGGAAUGUCACCAUUCAGGUUAAUAUAUGGAAAAGCAUGCCAUCUACCCGUUGAACUUGUACACAAAGCUCAAUGGGCACUAAGGAAACUCAAUAUGGACCUUGAUACAGCAGGAAAACAUAGAAAACUACAACUCUGUGAAAUGGAAGACCUGAGAGCUGACUCUUACGAGAGUGCAAGAAUCUACAAAGAAAAGACCAAGAUCUGGCAUGAUAAGCAUAUAUUGAGGAAAGAAUUUCAUCUUGGACAGUUGGUAUUGGUCUACGAUACUAGGUUUCAUUUAUUUCCCGAUGAAUUCAAGUCAAGAUGGUAUGGCCCUUGCAAGGUGAAGAAGAUUCUGAAAAGUGGUGCUAUCCAAGUGCAAAGUACUUCUGGAGGUCUCUUCCUCGUAAACGGUCAAAGACUGAAGCCCUACAUCCCUGGAGACACACCUCUGAUUUCUGAAGAUGAGAAUGCAAGCGAAGAUCAAGACCUGGAGAAGGAAAUUCAAGAAGGUGAGGGGAGCCAAGAGGUGGUGUCAAUCCCUGCAGGACCCUGA
Molecule: messenger RNA, 999 nt
Organism: Triticum aestivum (bread wheat)
Lineage: Eukaryota; Viridiplantae; Streptophyta; Magnoliopsida; Poales; Poaceae
Exons: 1
Coding region: 1-999 (332 amino acids)
Biological process (GO): DNA integration
Molecular function (GO): nucleic acid binding
Source: RefSeq, a predicted model, not a curated record